Messenger RNA from Fusarium redolens, 873 nucleotides. RefSeq lists its product as uncharacterized. Lineage: Eukaryota; Fungi; Ascomycota; Sordariomycetes; Hypocreales; Nectriaceae. The record is from RefSeq and is a predicted model, not a curated record. The coding region runs from base 1 to 873 and encodes 290 amino acids. The transcript has a single exon.
AUGCCCACCAUGAAUCCAGCCAUGAAUCCUGGAUCCAUCAUCGAAGCCAUCUGCAGUGAUAUCGAGCCCAUCACCGACAUCUACUGGCCAGCCUUCAAGAAGGCAGUCGAGAAUGAUCCUCAACAACUCCGUCCCAUCAAUUUGACCUGCACCAUCUGUACAGAGCAGAUGCCAACCCAAGGAGGCCCACGUGGUUCUAUACAUUGGAUCCCGAAACCCGGCCGCCACAUCUCCCAUGAUGCCCAGAUCCUUCCUUGUGGCCAUAUGGUCGGUGCCAACUGUUUCAUGAACUGGCUGAGCAGCAUCUCUGAACGAUUUCGAGGUAGAAAGUUUUACUCGUGUCCUGUCUGCAACACUGCGAUCAAGUAUCAUCCUGAGUGUGGCCAUGUAUGCCACGGUCAACGAAUCCCGGGCUUAAUCGCCAACUACUCCCGCAUCCCCCUUGUUCUGGGUGAGGGUGGUUUCAUCCACGCACGCUGUGCGGGAUGUGAAGUCAAGCACACCUUUACGGAGUUGACUAAAUAUGCCAGCAUCUACAAAUGGGAAGACCAAGUCGAGCACAAUCACCAGUACAUCACACUUGGCUUUCUCGACCAACGUCCCGGAGGCUUCCUGUAUAUGGAUAGUUCUCAUGACCACAAACGACCAAUCUGUGAGCGCGUACGAAAACUCGAGACUCCAGACGAGUUGAAGGCUAUCUGGGAAGCCUACAAGAACAUCUGGGCACUGAAGUUCAAGACUUUUUGGAUUUCACAUGAUUUUGCGGGGGUAAGUCUUUGCCUUUACUUGAUGAAGGCCUCUAAGCCACUUCCUAAGACACCUAAGACACAGGGCAUCUUUCGUCGGGUCUUCUCUCGAGGAUCGUCUACCUGA